This is a messenger RNA of Penicillium angulare, 1818 nucleotides long. RefSeq names its product Major facilitator superfamily domain general substrate transporter. The transcript is spliced from 4 exons. Bases 1 to 1818 code for a protein of 605 amino acids. Gene Ontology annotation, molecular function: transmembrane transporter activity. The record is from RefSeq and is a predicted model, not a curated record. Lineage: Eukaryota; Fungi; Ascomycota; Eurotiomycetes; Eurotiales; Aspergillaceae. Gene Ontology annotation, biological process: transmembrane transport.
AUGGGCGUUCGACCUUUACUUCGAAGAGGCCGUGCGGUCUGGCGACACAUGCUGCCGGGGGAUGAUGAAGAUACCGACAGAAACUCUGUGCAAAUGGACACGGCCCAGCAAGUUAAGAGCGAGGGAGAAUCGGGUCGCCCACCAAGCUACAGUAGCUCUGCACCACAAAAUAUGAUGCCCGAUGUGCAUGCGCAACAUGGUGUUCAAGAUGUUGAGGCUGUAACAAUCACUUGGUCAAAGGGCACUCUAAUUGCUGUAUUCAUCAAUAUCUGGUUCAUAUACUUCGUCAAUGCGUUUAUUUCCACAAACAAUACCAGUCUGAAUCCGUACGUGACCAGCCAAUUUGGCGCACACUCGCUAUCUGCUGUUCCAACUGCUCUCGGAGAUGCAUUUGCAGCUGCGCUGUACCUCCCUAUGGCUAAGAUGAUGGAUGUUUGGGGUCGUGCAGAAGGCUUUCUCUUGAUGGAGAUAUUUCUUACGAUUGGAUUGAUUAUCAUGGCAACGUGUAAGACCUUUGAAGCUUACUGUGCCGCCAACGUCUUCUAUUACAUUGGUUUCUAUGGCCUAGAAUACGCAAUUGAUGUCGUGACAGCUGAUGUUUCAACUUUGAGAAACCGUGCAUUUGCUUAUGCAUUCACUUCAUCCCCGUACAUUAUCACAGCCUUUGCUGGUCCAAAGGUUGCCAGCAAGUUCUACUAUGAGGUCUCCUGGAGAUGGGGCUAUGGUUGUUGGGCAAUUAUCGCGCCCGUUGUUGCCACCCCCCUUUAUGUCAUGCUGAAAUACAAUCUGCAUAAAGCUGAGAAAGAAGGCCAUCGUAUCAAGAGACCGAGUGGUCGAACAGUGUUGGAAAGUAUCUGGCAUUGGACUGUCGAAUUUGAUAUAUUCGGUGUCUUCCUUUUCACUGCCGGCCUUGUGCUAUUCGAGCUACCCUUCGACAUCGCCGAUUAUGCCCCGAAUGGCUGGGCCUCGGGCUAUAUAAUCGCAAUGCUUGUCGUGGGAUUUUCAAUGCUUUUCUUCUUCGCGAUGUGGGAAUGUUAUGUGGCUCCCGUACCUCUGGUAGGAAUGGACUGGCGUCUCCUCGCAGAUCGUACCAUUGUCGGUGCAGUCCUUCUGGAUACAACCUAUCAGAUCUCAAACUACUGCUGGAGCUACUAUUUAACAUCCUGGCUUCAGGUAAAUAACGACUUGACGAUCACUACCGCCAACUACAUCGAUAACAUCUUCGAUAUGGUAUCUGGCGUACUCCUACUCCUGAUCGGAUGGAUCAUCCGCAGAGUUGGCCGCUUCAAGUGGACAUUAUACAUUGCUGUCCCGCUUUAUAUCUUCACCCAAGGCUUGAUGAUCUACUUCCGCCGACCCAAUAUGAACGUUGGAUACCAAGUUAUGUGCCAGAUUUUCCUUGCGAUUGGGGGCUCAAUCUUCAUUCUCGCGGAACAGAUCGCCAUCAUGUCUACUAUCGACCAUCAACACGUUGCCACCGCACUAGCCAUAUUAAAUGUGGUUGGAACUAUUGGUGACUCUGCAGGAUUAACAAUCAGUACUGCUAUCUGGCAGAACACGUUCCUUAAGGCUUUACACAGAUAUCUCCCAGAAUCCGCCUUGCCAAAUGUCAAUGAAAUAUACGAUAGUCUCCCAGUUCAAAAGAGCUAUCCUGUCGGAAGUGCUGCUAGGCUUGGUAUUCAAAACGCAUAUGCCUACACUGAGCUGAGACUUCUCGCCGUUGGGUGCGGUGUUAUUGUGCUGGCAAUCCCUUGGACCAUGCUUAUUAGAGAUGUUGAUCUGAGGAAGAGAACACAGGUUCGGGGUACGGUCUUCUAG